Molecule: messenger RNA, 717 nt
Organism: Condylostylus longicornis
Lineage: Eukaryota; Metazoa; Arthropoda; Insecta; Diptera; Dolichopodidae
Product: nuclear cap-binding protein subunit 2B-like
Exons: 5
Coding region: 1-717 (238 amino acids)
Biological process (GO): mRNA cis splicing, via spliceosome
Cellular component (GO): nuclear cap binding complex
Molecular function (GO): RNA cap binding
Source: RefSeq, a predicted model, not a curated record
AUGGGAGAUUUGCCGCAGAACCAUGUUUUGAGCGGCCAUCAUGAAUUUCCUGUUGUAGGUUUUAGCAAGGAGGAGUGGAUAUCAAAAUUGCACAAGUCAACAACAGUUUAUGUUGGAAAUCUCACAUUUUACGCAACAGAAGAUCAGAUUUAUGAACUGUUUUCUAAAUGCGGGGAGAUUGAUUUGAUUGUUAUGGGGCUUAAUAGGAAGAAGAAGAGCCCCUGUGGGUUUUGCUUCAUCAGAUAUUACACACAUGCUGCUGCAAAUCGUGCUGUUGAGUACUUGAAUGGAAUUCAGUUCGAUGAGAGACCGAUUCGUGUAGAUUGGGACAGUGGGGAUGGAAUUACAGAGGAAUACAGAAAAUUCGGAAGAGGAGUUCACGGACUUCAAUGGAGAGACGAGUUCAGAACGACGUUCGAUCAGGGACGUGGUGGAGAGGGUGGAUGUCUUGAUGUUGCUCUACUUCCAAACCGAAGGAAACGUCUUCCUGGUGAUAGACAAUGGGUCCGAUAUGGACAUCCAUCAAGACGAAAUGUUCGCCCGCGCUACGCCCAGACAAUUCCACCACCCCCUCCGCCGGAUUUUUCAUCAUUGAAACCCGAUUUAGCUGUUCCUCAAGACAUCAAGCCAAAAUUGUUUUCUGUUGAUGUGAUGGAUGUUGAUCUCUCAGCAAACAUGGAUUCCUCAGUCAAACCGGAACCUCAAGAGAUCGAAUGA